GGGAGGAGCAAGGUUUGGCUGAGCAGUAAUUUUAAUUUCACACUUGCCUAGUUGCCCACUUACAAAUUCAUCACUCAAUCAUUUCCCUCUCUUCUUCUACACCAACAGACAAUCGACUCUCUCGUUUCUUUGAGGGAUUUUUACAAAUACGGAGUAAUCGAGAGAGAGAGAGAGAUCAAGUGACAAUGUCUCUUCGACCCAAUUCUCGAACCGAAGUUCGCAAGAAAUCCUACAAAACUGGUGUCGAUGGAGACGAGGCUCGGCGGAGGAGAGAAGACAAUCUCGUUGAGAUCAGAAAAAACAAACGGGAGGACAAUCUCCUCAAGAAGCGUAGAGAAGGGUUUCUUCAAGCCCAGCAACCCACCGAGCUUUCUCAAGCCGCCCCGGGGAUCGAGAAAAAGUUGGAAAGUCUUCCUUUAAUGGUACAAGGAGUAUGGUCAGAUAAUCCUGCUUCACAAUUGGAAGCAACCACUCAAUUCAGAAAACUUUUGUCAAUCGAGCGUAGCCCUCCUAUUGAAGAAGUAAUCAAAGCAGGUGUUGUCCCCCGAUUUGUUGAAUUUCUUGGAAGGCAUGAUCUGCCUCAACUACAGUUUGAGGCAGCAUGGGCUUUGACCAAUAUUGCAUCUGGGACAUCAGAACAUACACGUGUUGUCAUUGACCAUGGUGCUGUUCCUAAAUUUGUGCAGCUUCUUAGCUCUUCAAGUGAUGACGUUCGUGAACAGGCUGUAUGGGCUUUAGGUAAUGUAGCAGGAGACUCACCUCAAUGUAGGGAUCUUGUUCUUGGUCAUGGUGCACUCAUGCCAUUACUGGCUCAGUUAAAUGAACACUCAAAGCUAUCUAUGCUGCGGAAUGCUACCUGGACUUUAUCCAACUUCUGUCGUGGAAAGCCACCGGCACCAUUUGACCAGGUUAAGCCUGCAUUGCCAGCCCUUCAGCACCUUAUUCACUUGACUGAUGAAGAAGUUCUAACAGAUGCCUGUUGGGCGUUAUCUUAUCUUUCUGAUGGCACAAAUGAUAAAAUUCAGGCAGUAAUUGAGGCAGGAGUUUGUCCACGACUUGUGGAGCUUCUCCUUCAUCCGUCACCUACAGUUCUCAUACCUGCUCUUCGAACAGUUGGAAACAUUGUCACAGGAGAUGAUGCUCAGACUCAGUAUGUAAUUGAAAACCAAGUCCUACCCUGUCUCUAUCAACUUCUCACACAAAAUCACAAAAAAAGCAUCAAGAAGGAAGCAUGUUGGACAAUCUCAAAUAUCACUGCAGGGAACCGAGGUCAGAUACAGGCUGUUAUUGAUGCCAAUAUCAUCUUCCCUUUAGUGCAACUACUUCAACAUGCAGAGUUUGAAAUCAAGAAGGAGGCUGCAUGGGCCAUCUCAAAUGCUACCUCUGGGGGGACCCAUGAACAGAUCCAAUAUCUGGUUAGCCAAGGCUGCAUCAAGCCACUUUGUGAUCUUCUAGUCUGCCCAGAUCCAAGAAUUGUAACUGUGUGCCUUGAGGGCCUUGAGAAUAUUUUAAAGGUGGGUGAGGCUGACAAAGAGUUGGGAAAGACUGGUGGGGUGAAUAUGUAUGCACAGAUGAUUGAUGAAUGUGAGGGAUUGGACAAAAUUGAGAAUCUGCAGAACCAUGACAACAAUGAGAUUUAUGAGAAGGCGAUGAAGAUAUUGGAGAGAUACUGGGUUGAUGAAGAAGAGGAAGAACAGAAUCUUCAAGAUGGGGAAAUUACCCAACAGGGCUUUGAGUUUGGAAACAGUCAGCCCAAUGUUCCCUCUGGUGGCUUCAAAUUUUGUUGAAGCGGGCAACUGAGCAAUAGUUAGUUCCUAAUUUUUGAGAUUUAUAAAAACUGUAAUUGUUUGUUUUGACAUUGUUUUACGUUCCAAGGGUCAGUAUUUUUGGUCUGACUCCUACUAGAUUCAUCUUGGUUGGAUGUUAUCAAUAGUUAAAGCCUAUGGUCUUUUGACUUUCUAUUUUUCAGUUUUAUUUUUAGUUUUGUUUUAGGUUUUAGUGGCACCAAUAUUUAUUAUGGAAGGGGUGGUCCAAUGAUGAACAAUGUUAUUAAGCUGCAAAAAUAAUCAGCUCCUCGUUCAUCAAUCAUUCCUUGCAUGGUAACUUGUACUUCUUUUGGAGAUACCCAAUUUUAAGCCAUGCUGCCGUGUCUGUAUA
Molecule: messenger RNA, 2157 nt
Organism: Nelumbo nucifera (sacred lotus)
Lineage: Eukaryota; Viridiplantae; Streptophyta; Magnoliopsida; Proteales; Nelumbonaceae
Source: RefSeq, a predicted model, not a curated record